CCACGUGACGGUAUUUAACCAUGAGGCUGAUGUUGGCUUGGGCUGGGCACGAGCAGAUGAACAGUGCGCAACAGGCGGGACGCUGCUAGGAGUUGACUCCCCCUGUGACUCCUCAAACUUUGAGAUGAGAAGAGUUCUUUUUCAUCAAUUCUGUACUUCAGUUUAGUCUUUUUUAUUGUGUUCAGACAUACUUUGAAGAACUCAUCUGGAAUAAGUCUUUUAACCUCAAAAAUGGAGAGGGGAGCAUCUGUGGAACUUUGUUGGCGCUUUAACAAGUUGAUGUCAAUUCUCGCUUGCAUAUGGUGUCAGAUGAGCGUCAGCGCGGGAUACAACUUGGAUGUUGAUCAUUCACUUAAUUUCAAUGGACCAAACGGAUCUCUUUUUGGAUAUUCUGUGUUGCUUCACGAGAAUGACAGGCAAGCUUGGUUAGUAGUGGGAGCUCCAGUCGCUGAUUCAAAAUUCAACAAGGUCAAAAAACCUGGAGCAAUCUAUAAAUGCACUGUUUCAAACAAGGGCAACUGCGAGGAAAUGAUUGUUGGCAAUACUGCUGAGGGUGGAUACUGUGGCAAAACCUGCGCGUCAGAGAGCAUGAACCAGUGGCUGGGAGUGAGUCUGUCGAGAGAGCCGAGCAGCGGUACUGUGAUGGCUUGUGGACAUCGUUGGAAAAAUGUCUAUUAUUCCAAGUCAGAGAACCACAAGUUGCCACAUGGCAUAUGCUUCAAGCUCGAGCCCGGACUGGACAAAUAUGCUCAACUGACUCCAUGCUACAGAGAUCACCAGCGAAAAUUUGGUGAGGACUAUGGGUCCUGUCAAGCAGGAAUGUCAAAUUUUAUGACAGAGGACUUGAUUAUAAUGGGAGCCCCUGGAACGUCAUAUUGGACUGGGUCUGUUCUGGUCUAUAAUUCGUCAAGCAAUGUCCUAUCCGCAUAUCUGGACGAAGACAGCAUUGUUCUCUACGGCAGCUAUCUUGGUUACUCUGUGGGUGCAGGACACUUCCUCAGUCCACACAGCACAGAGGUCGUGGGUGGGGCACCCCAGCAUGGGCAGACUGGUAGUGCAUACAUAUUCCAGACUGAAGGGAACAUUCUGAAAAUAGUCGAGACGAAUCUCAAAGGCAGCAAGCUUGGGUCCUACUACGGGGCGAGUGUGUGUGCCGUGGACCUGAACGCAGACGGCCUCUCAGACCUGCUGGUGGGGGCUCCCAUGUACAGCACCGUACGGGAGGAGGGGCGAGUGCACGUCUACAUCAACCAAGGCCAGGCGGACAUGAAGGAGAUGGAAUUUGCUUUAGUGGGGAGUGCCGCGUACGCCGCACGCUUUGGAGAGACCAUCACUAAUCUCGGGGAUAUUGAUGACGAUGGCUUUUCCGACGUGGCAGUGGGAGCCCCUCAUGAGGAGGACCUGCAAGGCGCUAUAUAUAUCUACAAUGGGAGGAAGAAUGGCAUCAGGCAGAGCUUUUCUCAAAGAAUCACAGGAAAAAUUUUGGGCAACACCCUCAAAAUGUUUGGCCAGUCCAUCUCUGGAGGCAUUGAUGUUGAUGGCAACGGUUUCCCAGAUGUUGCUGUUGGUGCGUUCCUCUCAAAUGCAGCAGUGGUACUUCGCACACGCCCUGUGGUAAAGGUGGAGGCAUCACUUCUGCUGCCGGACAGUGUGAACCGCUCCCUGCCCCUCUGCUCCGAGAACGGCCAGCGCGCCGUCUGCGUCUCCGCCAGAUUGUGUUUCAACGUCACGGGCCGCCGCCUCGACGGACGCAUCAAACUGCGCUACAACCUUACUGCUGAUGUGCAUCACAAAGAAGGCUUCCCCUCACGCUUCUAUUUCCAUGGCAAUGGAACCUCCAACAUUACCACCGGCCAGGUCUGGGCCAAAACUGGGGCGCUCGUCUGUGAGACCCACCAGGCUUUCAUGAGGAAAGACAUCCGUGACAUCUUCACUGCCAUUCAUUUCGAGGUGCGGUAUGAACUGGGGGAACACAGCACCGCGAGGGCAGGAUCCCGCAACUUCCCCCCGCUCAAGCCCAUGCUGCAGCAGACAGGAGAGCACAACAACCUAGUGAUCGAGAAGACUGAGUUUGCUCGAUACUGCGCCUGGGAAAACUGCUCCACCAACCUGCAGGUCUCAGCACACCUGGUCUUACCCCAGAGCUACAAAAACAUGUCAUACUUUGCUCUGGGGUCUGGAAAGACCAUCAUGCUCAACACGACGCUGUUCAACGCAGGAGACGACGCCUUCCUUCCCAAGAUGCACCUCAGAUUCCCCAGCAAUCUGCACUACAUUAAAGUCCUGGACGCCGAGGAGAAAUAUGCCAGCUGUGACAUUGUGGAGGAAAACAAAACCACCAUUGGACUGGACUGCAACGUGGGCAAUCUGUACCUCCCAGCGCUGGCUAAGCUCAACAUCAGCUUUCUGUUGGACGUGACCCAGAGCAGUCCUGAGAAUAUGACCAUCAGUAUCUACACAGCAAGUGAUAAUUAUGAAAAUGAGGACCUUCUACAUGACAACACUGCCACCCUUUCUUUACCUUUGAAAUAUGGCGUCGACCUUACUGUUCAUGGUUAUGUUUCUCCAACAUCAUUUGUAUUUGGAGACCAAGAACCCAUACCAGUUGACUGCUACAUGGAGAAGUUAAAUUAUACAUACAAGGUUGUAAAUCUUGGUCCGAGUAAAUCUGUCAACACAAAAGUGGAAAUUGAUAUUCCUCAAUCCCUUGCCCCAUACGAGCACCAGUUACUGAGGAUUGCUGAGCUUCGGUCAUCAUCUGGAGAAUGCGUUGUGAGGAAUGACACACUUUGGACAACUGAUGACUGUGAUGUCCCCAAAUCUGCAUUCCUCUACGAGCUGGUCUUCUUCCUCUCCAAAGUCAGCAAACGCAGAAUGUACUGCUCCAGAGGGGACAGCCUGUGCAUGACUGUGGAGUGUAACCUGGGAGAUCUGGAAAUGGGCAAGGAGGUGUCCAUUCAGAUAGGGGUGGAGCUGAACCCCACCGUUCUCCAGAUCAUGCCCGGAAGACAUGGAGUGAUGCUUUUGGAAAGCCUGACCAUCGUCACCUCUCCUAGGACCGACCCUAACACCUUUUUGCUGCAAGACCACAUCUCUGCUUCGGUCCUGGUGGAGGCCCAUCACAACCAGAAGCCCAACCUGUACGUGGGCGUGUUCAUCAUCGUGUUGAGUCUGAUCAUUGGCCUGAUCAUCUUGCUCUUGCUCAUUGUGAUGCUAUGGAAGGCUGGAUUCUUCAAGAGGAGUUUGAAGGAGAAGCAGGACGAUCUCCGAAGGGACAGCUGGGACUAUGUGCCAAAAAGCGAGACUUGUUCAUAAUUGAGAGGCAAUGUCUUAUGCCACGGACAAGACUCCCAAAACCAUGUGGAAAAAAAGACUAGGAGACAAGGGAAACAACAUGGACUGUUGCUCCAUUGUGACAAUAGCCCAGAAGCAUGGAGGCAAAAACACCACUGAUAUGAUUGUUAAAUGGUAGAAUAAUUGUGCCAAAAAUGCAAGAAAGCAUCUCCUAAUUGAAUCCUGGCAAGAGAAAUGAUUUGGAGAUUUCUGUCAGUGCGAACGACAAAAUGCACUUUAGUGUUGGAACGCUUGAGUUGGAAUGAGCUGUUCUGGCUGUUCUUGCCAACAGUGCAUUCCACUCUUCCUUCCGGCAUUUUCCAUUUUACUAUUUGAACAUGAAGGGCUAUUCAUUCGUACCUGCUGUAAAAGACUAUUCUUUUUUUUCUUUUUCUUUUGUUGAAUGCACUGUUGAAAUGUCAACCAUGUUGACCACCCCCCCUUUCACCAAUUAUUCACUCAUUUUGAAACUGCAUAAUGAAGAAGUACAACUCCUCACACCUACAAAAGCACACAAUGCACGAUGCAAAAGUGAAAAACUUGUUCUGAAACUGCCACUUCUUCCUGUUUCUGGUUGAACUGAGGUUCCUCUGAGGUUUGCUGCACUGCACUACACGCCACAUAGCAGAGGCCUCUGCCACUUCUGCACCACUGGCAGGACAUCGGAGGGGGCCACUCCUGCCCGCCACCUAUCCCCCAACUGAAGGGUGCCAUGGGGAGUGUGCAUAGGGCUGCUUCUCUGAGAUGACGGAUGUGAAGCAACAUUGGAUGUGGUGUCUUGUGAGUUGACUUGGCCGGCGGCCGGUGUCUCUGUAUCACACACUGUUGCAGAGGUGGCUGCAGCGCGGUGGCGAUGGCACGAGCUGUCAUGGCAGUGGGGUGGCAAAAUGUGACCAGAGACAUGCAGCACAAAGUUAUACACGGGACACAAGCGCCAUAGGACAACACAAAAACAAAAAAAACAACUUGCCUUACGCAAGCGUCUGUGCCUGAAUGCCACACAGUGCCUCUGGACUCCUAGUGUUGGAAGGUCCAACAAGGACCCUUAACACACACAUGAAUGAGGCCAGUAGGAUCAACUUUGAAAAAAAGAAGAUUGAAAAAAAAAACAAUGACACAAACAGUUGCAAAGUGGAGCUCUGAAACAGAGUUGUUUUGUGCUGUGAUCAUGAGAACGUGAUGUCCCAGGGGAGAUUCCAAAACCUCUACACAGCUGCGCAAAUGAGGGGAUUGAAAAUGGAGUCUUAUCUGUAGAUUAGGAGAGCAGCAAGGACUGUGGUCGGGUUUUUAAGACGCUUGUGUGCAUUUUAAGAUCAUGCUGAUGAAGACAGAGAGAGAAAAUGUAAUUCGAUUUUUCAGGGAAUUGUACAAGAAAUUAUAUUUCAAUUCUUUUUUCUUGAAUUGCUAUUUGGAAGAAGUAAAAAUAUGCAUCAUGCAUAACUCCUCAAAAUACAUAUGUAAAAAAAAAUUCAAUGUUGAUAUUUGGUUGUACUUGUAAGUUAUCAUGCACUGGAAUGCAAUGUGUGUUUAGGUUUUAUAUAAAUUUUGUCUAUUUAAAAAAAUA
Clupea harengus (Atlantic herring) is the source of this 4897-nucleotide messenger RNA. It is a transcript of the gene itga4, whose product is annotated as integrin subunit alpha 4. Lineage: Eukaryota; Metazoa; Chordata; Actinopteri; Clupeiformes; Clupeidae. The record is from RefSeq and is a predicted model, not a curated record. Gene Ontology annotation, molecular function: integrin binding. Gene Ontology annotation, biological process: cell-matrix adhesion; integrin-mediated signaling pathway; cell adhesion mediated by integrin. Gene Ontology annotation, cellular component: integrin complex; external side of plasma membrane.